Messenger RNA from Cyanistes caeruleus (blue tit), 6429 nucleotides. RefSeq lists its product as uncharacterized. The record is from RefSeq and is a predicted model, not a curated record. NCBI's taxonomy places the organism in Eukaryota, Metazoa, Chordata, Aves, Passeriformes, Paridae. Gene Ontology annotation, biological process: regulation of transcription by RNA polymerase II. Gene Ontology annotation, molecular function: RNA polymerase II cis-regulatory region sequence-specific DNA binding; DNA-binding transcription factor activity, RNA polymerase II-specific. Gene Ontology annotation, cellular component: nucleus.
GAAGGAGCGGGCCGGCCCAGGUGUCUGUGGUGCCCCGCUGCGUCCCUCGGGCAGCCCCGGUGCCUGUCCCGGUUCUCCCGGUGCCGGGAUGGAGCUGGCGGGCGGCAGCACCAUCUCGCUCUGGACCGUGGUGGCGGCCGUGCAGGCGCUGGAGCGCAGCGUGGCCGCACACGCGUCUCGCCUCUUCAGCCUGGAACACCGGGCCGGCAACAGCGAGAAAAAACACCUGGACUGCGAGAAAAUGGUCGGGGAGUUCGGGAACCAGCUGGAGAGCAAGUGCGCGGCGCUGGGCACCCUCAUCCAGGAGUACGGGCGGCUCCAGCGGCGCCUGGAGAACAUGGAGAACCUCCUGAAGAACAGGAAUCUCUGGAUCCUGCGGCUGCCCCCCGGCGUGGAGGUCCCCAAGGCCCCGACUGCGGCGUUGGAAAACGAUGCCACUGGCUUUUCCUCUCAGGAGUGGGAGAACCUGGAGGAGUGGCAGAGGGAGCUGUAUGGAAAGGUGCUGACAGGGAAAAGAGAAGCCCCGGUCCUGCUGGACGAUGUCAUCUCCGAACCUGCCCUCCUGUCCCGGCUCCAGGGAGGAGAAGCACCCUGCAGUGAGGAGGAGGCGGCUCCCAGAGAGAUCCCAGCAGAACCAGAGGCUCUGCUGUUUGAACUCAACGUGAGCAGCUGGGACAGCAGAGAAGCGCAGGAAAACCAGGAGGGAAGAGCAGGCCUGGCUGAACCUGGCCAUGCAGACUGCAGCAUUCCAGAGCCCAGCUUUGCUGUCACUGUGAAGCAGGAAGAGGAGGAAGAGCCGUAUGCAAAGGAAAAGGCCACCAUGGAGGGCGUGGAGUUUUCUGAGCUUGCUGUGGGGCCGGACGCCGCCGGACACAACACCCAGGCCCCGGCGGAGGGCGGGAACCGGCCGAGUGCCCAGAGCUGCGAGGACCGGGAUGUGAGAGGGAAUCCUGAGGAGACCGGCACCGAAGACAGCAUAAUCCAGAUUAAGCAAGAGGAAGAGUUGCGCACUGCAGAUCAGGAGGAGGAGGCUGCAGAAGCUCCAGGAGAGCCCUGCCCGGAGAGAGGAUUUUACGAGCCUGAGGUAUCCAGUCAGACCAGGAAAGGAAGCGAGGUGGAUGCCAGGGAGCUGCCAGGCACAGAGGGUGAGGACCUCCCGAGAGAUCCUGACACAGGAUUUCAGACUUAUGCAACGGAUAUUUCAUCCUGGAUUAAACAAGAGGAGGAGCCACCCUGCUCUGAGCAACAGCACUUGGAGAAAGAGGAAAUCUCUGCAGAUCCAAGUACAGAUGAAAAUUUGAGAAGAGACCAUCCAGCAGAUUGCUUAGAGAGCAAGACCUGUGACUUAGAGGUACCAGGAAGGCCGGGAGAGGGGUUUCCCAGAGAUCCCAGCCAUGGAGUGACAUGGGACAGCCAGUGGAAUUCAGAAAUGAUGGGAGCAGCCACCACAGGGAAUGGGAACAGCCUUGGAGGUGAUGCUCAGUACGAUUUCUUUCGUGCUCAGGGAAAGAGCCUGGAAAAGCAGCCCUGUGUGUACAAGUGUGAGAGAAACUGCCCACAGCAGGAGCAGCCUCAGGCUCCACAGGGAGAAGGGGAGAUGUUUCCAGGCCCCAGGUGUGAGAGGAUGUUCCCUCUGCUGCACCCACACCCGGGAGAGACAGGAAUGGGCCUGGGAGAGACGGGAAUGGGCCUGGGAGCUGCUCCCACCUCCUUCGAGGGGCCAGGCUUUGAGUGUGGAGAGAAUCCCUUGGGCACAGGCAGGCAGGACAGCCUGAGCACAGAGGAACCUGCUGAGAACGAGGAGAGCUUCCCCACGGACACAUCGGGAUCCAGCCCCUGCUGGGAGCCGCCCCUGGCCCGGGGCAGCCCUGCCCAGCAGCAGAGCCAGGGCCGGGGUAAAUCCUACAUUUGCAGCGACUGUGGGAAAAACUUUGUUUGCCAUUCGUGGCUCGUUAGGCACCAGACAAGUCACACAGGAGAGAGGCCCUACAAGUGCUCCAAGUGUGACAAAACCUACAGGAGGAAGGAUUACCUCCUGAACCACCAGCGCAGGCACACGGGAGAGAGGCUUUUCCAGUGUUCUCUCUGCAGCAAAAGAUUUGUGCUCAAGAGGAGCCUGCUGAAGCAUCAGGAAGGUCACAUGCAGGACACCCACGUGUCGCUGGUCAGCUGGUCCUGCAGGAACUCUGUGAUGCAUUCCAUAUAGGACAUCCCCCACAGCCCCCUUGCUGUCCCCUCGCUGGGCCAGGGUGGCACCCCCAGCUCUGUGCCAGACCCUGCUGGCAGGAGGAGGCUGUGGUGCAGCCAUCCCAGGAAAAAGGAGGUGGCUGGGGGUUAUUUUCCGUGUUAGACAGCAUUCACCAGUGCCUGUGGAUUUGGGGAGGUGAAGUCUGGAGGUGCUGCUGGCUGUGAGUCCAUGUGGGAAGAGAAACCGCGUUGACAUUGAACAAUUUGUGGCGUGUGUUACAAAGAAGAGUUGUCUGAACAGGGAGAAUUAUCCAAAAUGUUAUCCCAGGAGUCUGGAGUCCUUGGACUGGGCUGGGAACAAGUGAAUUAAAGGUAUUAAUUGUCCACUAAAGGAGUGAGAGGUGUCAGGAAGCGCCCACUUGGGUGAGAUGCUUUGGGAAAGGAAGUGCUGCCCCUGUGGGUGGAGGAGGAAGGCUCUUUCUUCUGUGGCAAACAGAAAGAAGGCUGCAGAGCCUGAGAAUCAGCUUAUUCCCACUGGUAAAUCCUGGAGCUCCUCGCUGCUGAACCCCAAGGGAGAAUUCCUGGAGGGUGAGAGCCUUCCUGGGAGUUGUAAAAUGCCCGGGUGAGCCUGGAAUAUGGUUUAAAUUUUGCAUAGCCUUAAAGCUGUGUUGCAUUUCUUUUCCCACAUUGUUCAUGAUCUUCUGUGUUUGUUCAAUUUUCCAAAUGCUGGGAAAGCAAAACAUGGAGAUGCUGCAGAAACCUGGCAAACACAGAGUUAACGAGCUGCUGGGUCCCAAACACUGAUAACAGGAUCAUGGAGAGGAGGUCAUGUGGAGGUAGAGUAGCUCUCCAGCCUCCUCCCUGAGCUCUGUGUGUCCCACUCCCAAGGGGAAAGAAGGUUUGUAGAUGCCCGUGGUCAAAAUGGUGUCAGAAGAACCCAAAAAAGCUCGCCAAGUUUUAAUACCAAAUUCCACUCUCAGCAUGGGAAUUGGUAUUUUUGCCCUUAUUUAAAAGAAAAGAGGGAGAAGAGAGGGAGAUCAGAGGGACAAAGAGGAGGACAUCACCAGUCCUGACAGGUCCAGGAUCCCAGAAGUGCCCCUGUGAGCCUUGGAUCACCCUUUUAUAGCCACAUUUUCCACACCCUGGAGCUACUUCUUUUCACUUUUGAUGCAAACAAGUCAGCAGACACAGUCCAUCCCUCUGGAUCAUUUUAGAAAUGGAUCAGGGGUUCUCUGGUGGUUUUGAUUCCCCCAAGAUUGAUCACCUUUGUUGGACACUCCAUGCUCUGUGCUGUGCAUGCUGUGCUUACCCCAAGAGCCAGAACCAAAGGUGUUUGUCCCAAAAAAGAGCUGUCCCAGCUUGGGACUCUAUUUGCUUUAGCAGAAUGCAGGGAAAGAGAAUUAUUUGAGAAUUUAGACAGGAAAAAGCUUGGUAGAGACAAACAAGACCCGAGAGAGAAAAUGAAAGUGAGGAAAAGAGGUGAAUUAUUGCUGUCAGUGACAACUGAGCAGCUGCAGCAAGAGUUAAGGAAGAAAAGGAGGAAGACAAGCCCAAAACUGGAAAAAUCAAAGGGACUGAAAAUAUCAGAGGGUCCCUCUCUGCAGCCUCAAGCUUGUCCCUUGUUAGCCAGGUUUGGGACACAGCAGCACUUUAACUCCUUGAUGCCCGGGGUGCUGCACCCACAGCUCUUACUGGGGCCAACUCAGCUGCAACUCCAGAUGUUCCCUUUCCUGCCAGGAAUUUGCCAUUGUGGUACUUUAAUUUGAAAUCAAGGAGUGCAGGUGCUGCAUGGAGUCCCUGCGCUGAAGCCUCUGGAAUUCUUUUGGGGUUAAGGUUGGCAGAUUCCUGCUUCUCACCCAGGAGCCAUAAAUUAAUCUGAGCAGUUUGGCACAGGAGCAUUUGCUCCAGGGAUUUUAACUCUUUGUCCUCCGGGUUCUACACCAGCAUCCUGCUAUGUUAAUACUGGAUAUUGUGCUCCCGUGUCUAUUAAAAUUUUUUAUUAAUAAAGUUUAUAAAUUUAUAUUUUUUUAAAAUUAAUUGAUAAGAACCAACUGGAAUGUGAAUGUCCAGGCCAUUAUUCCUGCUGCAUGGGUAAGAUUCCAUUUGCUGGAUGUGUGGCUGUUAAGGAAAUUUCCAGGAGCCGCUGUGGAAUCAGAGCUGAGCAUCACCUGAGCUGGGACCGGCUCCUGAUCCCACGGUUUCACACUCACACAGGUUUCCUCACAAACUCCAUCCCAGAUUUCCCCUAGCAGAACCUCGGGCAGCUGGAUCUUUACAAUUUCAUCUUGGUACAACGACAAGGGUAACAGCUCAAGGUGGUGCCUCCAGAGGGGGAUCCCAAACAAAGGAAUUCCACCCCCUCCCCCGACUUUUCUCCCCUCUCAGUCUUGGAGGGAUGAUCGGCUCCUGCUGUGUUCCUCACUGCGCCUUUUGUUAUGGAAAAUCGGGCAGUUCCCGGCCUCGGGCUCCGGAUUGUCCCCUGUCCCCAGGAUGCUCCUGCAAAUCCACCCGGGAUCAGAUGGAACAGGAUCAUUUGCCAAGAGCCAUGGUCCGCUCCACCCCCGAGCUCCAGGAGAUUCUGCGGGUGUUGGAGGAGGUAAGGAACGACCUUUCCCUGCUUCUCACCACCACCCCGAGUUUCCAUCCCGUUCUAAUCUGUGCCGUUGUGGCAGCCAGGGCUCCGAGGAGUUAAGGCGCUGCUGCUGCGUCCCAAACACCGAUAAGGAGCGGGAUAAAACAGGAUGUGGCUGGAGAAGGGGGACACGGCAGAUUCCAGCUCCUCCUAAGGACCCGGAGCCACAGCAAACUCAGGAGAUGGACAGCGGAGAGAUCUGCAGAGCAUCGAGAUCACCACAAUCCCCUCAAAGCCCUCCGACCCAAUUCCAGAAAGGUCCAGCAGCAGGAUUGCGCACACUCCAUCAUUUAGGUGGGAGGUGGGAAACCUGAUCCCACCGGGGCGGGGAAAACUUUACCCAUAAGAAGGUGCCCCCAUCAGCAUCCUCGGGACCCUGCACACCCUGGAUACCCCGGAUCGGCGCUGGAGCCAGGGCUGAUUGUUGAUUUGAGGCGGCUGAGACAGAACUGGCUCCUCUCUGUGGGAAAUUCAGUCCCGUGUUUCACUCAGCCACCUCGGCUCCUCCUCUUUGCCAAAACCAUGGGGGUUUUGGAGAAAUUUAGACCCGUUUGGGACUGUGUUUGAUUAGGAAUUCCCUAAACUUUCUCCCUGGUGUGUUUUUUGGGGGUUUUUCCCCCGUUCCUGGUGCGUGACAAUGGUUUGUUGCGCGGCCCUGAACUGCCGGAAUGCCACGAGCGGGACCUACAAGAACAGCUCGGUCAGUUUUUAUCGAUUCCCCCUCCAAAACAAACCCCUCCUGAGACAGUGGAUCCAAAACAUGGGCAGGGACAUGGAGACCCCCUCCAAAUACCAGUGCCUGUGCUCGGAGCAUUUCCAGGAGAGCUCCUUCAAGACGGAUCCUCUGAAAAUCUGCAAGAAACGGCGCCUGCUGAAGGAAGCUGUUCCCAACAAAUUCAUCCUGGGGGAAGAUGGGACCUGGCUCGUGGGGACCCCACAGGGUUUUGGUGACGUGAUGAUGAGCAGCAAAACCCGAAAACGGAUCCGGAAUUCCGAGCCCUGUAGGGUCCCUGGGAUGUUUCCUCAGUGGCCACGUCUGCAGGAUUGGCAGAAUGAAUUUUAUAAGCUACUGCUGAAGGAGAAGUAUGGAUCUUUGAUCACACUGGGAAAAGGCCACAGUGAUGCCACAAUCCAGGCUGCAGGAGGCACACAACUGCACGGAUCAUCCUCGGGAGCAUCCCGAGCCCCUCACCAGGCAGAAACAUCGGGGAGCCACCACAAUCCAGCCAGAAAUCCCCUGGGAACCGGGAGUGGGAGCAGCAUCCUGGCAGGGCAGGAGCUGGAUGAGUUCAGGAGGUUCCUGCAGUACCACCAGGGCCGGCCCGAGGAGGAGGUGGCGGUGCCGUGGUUUAUCUGCGCCGAGUGCGGGAGGAGCUUUGCCCGCCACGCGUACCUGCUGCGCCACCAGCGCACCCACGCCCCUCCGAGGGAAAACCCACCCUCCACACCCACCUCGGGAUGUGUUCCCACAUCAUCCACGUGCCACAAACCUGCCUGGGGUAAAGCUUUGCACUCAGCUGCCAAAAAUCCUGCUCUGCCCACAGGUGGGGGUUUAUAGUCCUGCGUGCAUUCGGGUGGAGUUUGGAAAUAAGGCGGUUUUUGUGAUUCGA